AUGCUGCAGCACAAGAAGCACCAGGAGUGUGGCAAACCUUAUCCCUUCAUCUGGGACAACGAUGCAAACUACGACGACACCUUGGCAUUCUUGUAUUUGGCGCACAGCGAGAACCUGGAUUGGAAGGCGAUCACUAUUGAUCCAAUUGCAACGAUGCCUUUGCAGUGGCGUAUCGAGACCGAUGAGUUCUUUGAGCGUCAGUACGAGUCCAAGAUCUUGAACAUGACUGACAAGGCAAUUGUGGACAAGACCGCGCCGCAGCUGAUUGUGGACAUCUUGAACACAUCGGCGUGCCCCGUGGUCAUUCUGACCACAGGGCCAGCAACAAACGUCGCGGCCUCAGUGGCGGAAGCGCUAGACAUGGCUCCAUCUCUUGCGAGCAACAUCCGCGAGAUCCACAUGAUGGGCUCUGCCUACGGUGUGCCGGGCACCAACAAUGUCUACGAUUGGCAGAUGACAUACAAUGGUGUGAAAGGCUCCUGUACGGAAGACGCAGGCCAAACCUACACCGGCCUUUCCCCUCCACUCAUCAAGAACGGCACGAAGAGCUUGAUUCGUCCUGAAUGCCGAGGAGUUGACAUGUCCGCUCAUGGCGACACCGAGUGGAACGUCUUCAUGGAUGUACGCGCCUGGCGUAUGGUCUAUGGCUUUCUGGCAUCUUCUCCUGCAGAUGUCUAUGUCUUGGCUGCAAAUGCCACGCUCAACAUGCCCGUGACACUAGAACAGAUGGAGUUGUAUGCAUCGCAGCUGGCGGAUCCAGAUCUUCGAAUCUUUGUCACGGAGCUGGCCAAGGCAUUCCUUGAAGCUGGAGAGGCCAAGUGGUGGGAUGCUCAGUGUGCGGUCGCGAUGGACCAAGUCUUGUCUGGGCAGAGCAUCGGGGUUUGCUCCAACUGGGCUGAGAAGAAGAAGACCAGUGUAUCCUUGAUUUGGCGAUCCAAUCUCACGGAAGGUGAGCUGAAUCCUUAUGGCAGCGUCUAUGACGAUGCUGAUGCCCAUGCUCCUUUGAUUGACUACUGCUUGGAUGGCAACGUCACUCAAAUGUGGGAGGUGUAUUGGCCCCAGGUCAAUGAGACCAACUGA
Messenger RNA from Effrenium voratum, 1080 nucleotides. Lineage: Eukaryota; Dinophyceae; Suessiales; Symbiodiniaceae. The record is from the annotation of a GenBank genome assembly.